ACCCCAGGCUACCAAGUCCCGCAGAGAACUCCCUCUACCUACAGGGCAAUUCGUUGAUACUUUGUUUGCCCGCUCAAGGUUAUUCCAUAAUCGGUUAUCUUACAGUAUCUGGUUCAUUCUGUCGCCCAUCAACUAGCGCCGUCAUGUUGCAGACAUGCACGCGAUGUCGAAAUCGGAGGAUAAAGUGUGACUCACGCCUCCCAGCCUGUGCCAAUUGUGCAAAGAGUGACUUGGAGUGCACGUUUCGAGAUGAUGCUCUGCAGCAAGAUAUCCCUAGAAGCUAUAUCCAGACCUUGAACGAGCGAAUAGAGCAUCUCACGUCGCAGCUGGCUUUGAACCAACCAGAGAGUCCAUGGCGAACGAUUAGGGCUGCCUCUGAUGGUCACUCGACGUCACCACCGUCCACAUUUACCCAGCCUCUACACAUUCUGAUUCCGGCUAAACCAGGGUCUGAUCUUCACCUCGACAACUCAGUUCCAUCUCGUUUCGUCCGAGUCGCAUUUGAGGCGCUGCCGCUGGCUGGUGCCCCCCCAGAUAUUGAUAGCAUCCUCCCAGAUAACGAGCAGUCAUUAUUACCGCCUCUCCCCUGCACUGACAGAUCACAACUCACUCCUAGCGUCCUGCGGUUUCUUCUUGGGCGCUAUGACCGUUGUAUUAAGCCUCAAUAUGACGUCGUGGUACCCGGCCUCUUGAAUCAUGACGGGUCAAGCUUCAAGAAGCUACCAGACCAUUCAAAGUUCAAGAUUCUCAUGGCGUGUGCUAUUGCUGCCGCCCGAGAAGCCUACACAACUCCGAAUUGGAAGCCCCUGGCACAGAUCUGCCGUGAGUGGGCCAACGAGCUAGUUACACCCAUCAUCUCUGCAGGGGACAGCGACACACUGACAGCCAUUCUUCUUCUACUCGUUUAUGAGUUGGCAGACCCCAGCAGAGGUUUCGCCUGGGAACUUCUUGAUCUUGCCGCGAGGACAUGUCUGCAGCUGGGGUGGCACCAAGCCCCUCUUAUUCACCUACCAGCAGGAACCGAUCAAGACCAUAGUAUGCCCAAUGCUGGCGGUCCAAUAUCCUGCAGGCCCGAUGAAAUUCGCUUGAUGUCGGUUCUUAAGGAAAUCGAAGGGUCACUACAAACAAUCUUCAGCAGACCCAAUAUGCUGAGCGGUUCGAAACUUCCAACUACCUCGGAGAACGAGACUGUACACAGUCUUUACGUGCAAGUCUCUGAACAGCUUUACGGUCGAGGGCAAGUAUAUGAAACCCAAGCCUGCCCGUUCGUCGGUGAGGUUGGCACGUUGAUGGAGCUUCUUGACACCGUCCAAACACAACAUCCAGUGGCCAAGGAGACAUGGCUCGCCUUCCUGCCAGUAUGCUUCAAGCAUAAACAAUGCAUAUUCUGUUUCCAAGAGGCCGACGAGGACAAUGUCAGGGGGAUGAGAACCCUGAGACUGGACACCGGCAAAGGCUCAUACAAACGACCUGAUCAAAUGCACCGAGAUCCUGACCAUGUUCGCGCCACACUGGAAAGGUGGCAAGGAUUACCUUGGUGUCUGGAGAACAAUUAUUAG
Ilyonectria robusta is the source of this 1559-nucleotide messenger RNA. RefSeq lists its product as uncharacterized. The coding region runs from base 144 to 1559 and encodes 471 amino acids. The transcript has 6 exons. Lineage: Eukaryota; Fungi; Ascomycota; Sordariomycetes; Hypocreales; Nectriaceae. Gene Ontology annotation, biological process: positive regulation of transcription by RNA polymerase II. The record is from RefSeq and is a predicted model, not a curated record. Gene Ontology annotation, molecular function: sequence-specific DNA binding; zinc ion binding; DNA-binding transcription factor activity, RNA polymerase II-specific.